AUAUUUUCCUUCUUGAAAUAAAAAUCAUACAUUACAACAAAAAACAGGGAGAAAAUUGUCAUAUUUGUGCUUGAAUUACAGAGCUUUUGUUUUAGGUUUUCUGAGGACCUCUUCUGCUUCAACAAAUUAUGUACAGAAGAGAGGAAACAAAAUUACAUUUACAAACCACAGUAGAAGGGUUAAGAUUGGUCAAACCAACUUGUUUCAUAUUUAAGAAAUGAAUUCAUCAGGAUUACAGUAUCAAACAAAACUGCAUGAAUUACUAGCUUAUUCCUUCUGUAUGGAAUAGAAACGUCAGGAACAAACGUAUGCUUUAAGAUGCCAGUUUUAUACUUUUGAACUAAGAUUUUGGAUUUAUGUGUACACCUGUUAAUAAUAAUUUGUUUCAUUGUAGACAUAUUUGAUUUUAUUCAUAUAUGUAGAUGCAUCUCAAUAAACUACAUACUUGAAAAAUUUAACUUGGAUUCAUUAUGCACAGAGGGACAUUGCAAGAGCUGAUUUCUGUUCUAACCAAAGAGGCUUGUUUAUGCCUCCCUUUUUUUCCAGAGUAUUAAAAAAAUACAUAAACAGAUUGAAAACAAGAAUACUGAUGGAUAUUUUCAUAUACUGUACAGUAUGUGCAUUUAAUAGCUGCUCCUCUUUGCAUGAAUUACUGAAGAUGGUGUGGCAUUGAGCACUGCUAGGGGGUUGAGCCCAGAUUGCUUUGACUGGGCUGUAUUGUUAGAUCUGGCAUCUCUAAUCUUCCUCUUAAUACUCAGUUGUUUGUCUUUGGGGUUUUGUUCGAGCCAGUUUACUGAUUUAUCAAACACAGUUAUACUAUGUUCACUAAAGCAGGUAUUAGAAAUUUUGGGCAACUCUUAACAUUGUUUAUGGUUUAGGGGUGGGUUCACAAAAAGAAUAGUUGUAAAUUAGGUCAUGUAUACGUCUGUGUAACAUGUCUGAAAGCACUAACUCCAGCUGCAGUUCGUGCCUUGUUAAUCUCUUCUCAAUCUUCAAUGAGCUUUGCCUUGCAAUCCUUUCACAACUGUUGUUACAUGUGUAUAUAUUUUAAAUUUUUCUUCCACUCACUUUUCCAUUACUAUGCAUAAAAGUCUUUUAAAGCUUGCUCUCCUUGUAAAAAAGUGUCAGUGACCUUCUGCUGGUCAACUGGCCAGGCAGCAGGCAUUAGGGGACAACUGUGUAUGAAUAAAACAAAUUUAUUUGGUCUUAUGUUGUAUUGUCAAAGUGCAUUUCUAAUCAUUCUUGUAUUUGGCUGUAAUUUAAAAGUAUUUAAAUUUUCAAACAAGAUUAUAUGGACACAGACGUAGAUGAGAAGCUUUUAAUUUGAAAUAAUCCUGGCCGGAACCUGUUCCCAAGAGGAAAAUCUAUAUCUUCCGGGUAACACAUUUGGCGCGCCGUGAGAAAUCAAAUGACAAACUUUCCAGUCUGAGCUGCUCCAUCUGGAGUCAGUUUCAUUCGUCCGAUAAUGUCCAAACUACAGCAAAGCUGCAAGGACGGGAAACGUUCGCCGCCGGUAAAAGUCCUGUCAGGUCAGCUGAGGGCGGCGGGGAUCCGGGGUGCCGCUGACAGCGCGGAGGGAUACGUAAUCCGAGCGGGAAGGGGUCGCACUCUGCGUGUGUCUCUUGUGUGGAUGCAGGGCACGGUGCUGGAGGUCCAACUGGGCGGGACCACCGUGAUGCUGAUGGACGAAACAGGGACUUUUGCCGUCCUUGGCGUUAAUAACAUUCCCAAAGGCAAACCGUGUUUGCUUCCAGGUAAAUAUGUAAUGGUGAUGGGCGUCAUCCAGGCCGUUUCCCCGGAGCCAGUAAUCCGUGCUGUGAAGAUAGCAGACCUCUCGGACUUCGCUGCGCUCCACAGACAGAUGUGGAAGCUGGAGGUGGAGGAGCUGCAGCAAGUGUUAGCCUGAAUAUCAGACUGCUGAUGAGUACUAUUAGCUGCAUAGAGCAGGUGCAGUUGUAUGACUAAAUGAUGUUUGUGACUGAGGUUCACCGGGAAAUGUCUUGACCCGUUUUGUUUUUUUCUUGUGCAUCAUACUUUGUAAAUAUCGGUUUUACAUGCACCAGAGUUGCAGUGACUUGUUCGUGUAAGGCAUAUUAAAUGAUAAUACAACAAAGUUUAA
Molecule: messenger RNA, 2119 nt
Organism: Xiphophorus couchianus (Monterrey platyfish)
Lineage: Eukaryota; Metazoa; Chordata; Actinopteri; Cyprinodontiformes; Poeciliidae
Gene: rmi2
Product: RecQ mediated genome instability 2
Exons: 2
Coding region: 1466-1906 (146 amino acids)
Biological process (GO): negative regulation of double-strand break repair via homologous recombination; DNA repair; regulation of sister chromatid segregation
Cellular component (GO): nuclear speck; cytosol
Source: RefSeq, a predicted model, not a curated record